GACAUCGGGUAGUCGUGGAUUCCUGCGCGCGCUGGGAGGCCACCGGCUGAGCGGUUUCCGGCGGCGCGGCCUGUACUCGCUGUCAUGUGGGCUCUCGCUGUGUUCUUGCUGCUGGUGACGGCGUUCUUGUGGAUUCGGAGGCCGCAGCGACCGUCCAACUUUCCGCCGGGCCCUCCAACAUUUCUCAUCUUUGGCAAUAUUUGGACGGUGAUUGACUGGAUUCGGGGCCAGUUUCUUGCGAGCAUGAGCCAUUGUCAGCACGAGUUUGGAGAUAUUCUUGGCUUCGUGCUUCCUACGGGUGACAAGAUUGUGCACAUUCGCAAGUUCGAAGACAUCAAAGAGGCCUGCGCGAUGCACGAGCUGUCUGGAAGACCGAACAACUUUGCUCUGCUAGUCCGCAGCUUCCAACAAAAGCUGGGUGUCAUAAUGAACGAAGGCCCUUCCUGGGUAGAGCACAGGCGCUUUGCUUUGAGGCACCUAAGGGAUCUGGGCCUCGGGAAAAACUCCAUGGAGUCGACAGUUUUGAACGAAUUCGAAGAGCUCUCCCAGGAGAUGACACGUGACAUUGACUCACCGAUGAAAGUUAACUUCCGCUUUAACUUGACGGUGCUGAACAUACUCUGGAGACUGGUCGCCGACAAGCGGCUGGAGAGUAGUGAUCCCAAGGCCCAACACUACAUCGCGGCGGUCAAUGACUUAGUCACUACCAUCGGUCCGGGUAACCCGAUGAACCUGGCGCCGUGGCUGCGUCACAUCGCCCCCGAGUGGAGCGGCUACGGGCCGCUGAUCCGACAUCGCGAUACUACGAUCGGCAUGUUCCACGAGGUGGUCCACGAGCAUCGGCAGACGCUGGACCGCUCCAGCCCCCGCGACUUCGUCGACCAGUUUCUGCUGGAGAUGGAGAAGCCAGACGCUGAGGCUCGCCUCUUUACCGAACGCAACCUGUCCAUCAUCGGCAUGGACUUCUUCGUCGCCGGCAUGGAGACGACGUCCACCUCUCUGAGCUGGGCGUUGCUCUUCAUGGUCAAGUAUCCGGAGUUGCAGAAUCGCGUACAGCGCGAGAUCGACGCUGUUCUCGGCGCAAGUCCGCCGACCUACGGCGACCGCAUGCGCAUGCCGUACACUGAGGCCACGCUGAUGGAGGUGACGCGGCGUUCCAACGUCCUCCCUCACGCAGUGCCGCACAGUGCAUUGAGCGACCUCUCAUUCCGCGGCUACACCAUCCCCCAGAGCACCACGGUGAUCAUGGACUUGGACAUGGUGCACAUGGACCCGGCGUACUGGGGUGACCCGGAGGCGUUCAGGCCCGACCGGUUCCUGCACGCGGACGGUAGCGUGCGCCAUGAUGAGCGGCUCAUCCCAUUCGGCAUCGGGAAGAGGUUUUGCCUGGGAGAGACGCUGGCGCGCAUGGAGAUGUUCAUCCUCUUCACCUGCCUGCUGCAGCGUUUUAGCUUCACCGCCGUUCCGGGGCAGAAACUCCCGCUGGAGACCAGGUUCGCGAUCGUGCAGCAGCCUCCCGAGUUCUUCGUGACCUACAAGCCGCGUGGUUAGGCUUUAUGAUGUACAAGCCGCGUGACUAGUCUUUAUGACCUACAAGCCACGUGACUAGCGAUGAGGCGGCGGCUACGCACCUACCUGAGCUGAGCCUCUCAAGCACCGGGAUACCACCUAAUGCUUGCAUGUCUGUUCCCCACAUUGAUUGCAUCUCCCUCACCAAUCAGCAAAAGAGAGUCGGUGGUGCUCGCACCUUAGCCAGCACAUAGGUACAAUGUCUGCUGAAUUCGCGGUCGGUGAGAUAAAGCAAAAGUUCCGACGACGGCGAGUGCGCUGAAGUGAGUCAGCAGGACCUGGUCACAUUUUGUUCUCCCCAGAUAUCACCCAUUUACAAGUGACUAGGAGCACCCAUCAUUGUCAGCCCGGCACGCAGAGCCUUGCUUUAACACCUUCAUUAGGAGCGAAAGCUGCGUCACUUCCAGUUAAGAACUUCUUAACACGCUACACACGCCAUCAAACCGGUACGUAAUUUACCAGCAGUACCGUGAUGUGAACAUCUGCUGGUGAGAGAUGGUGGAAAGAAUCCAGCUACAGUUACAGUUACAGUUAGUUUAGUUAAGGUGCAUCCACGUAGUGGCUGUUCUGUGCCUAGCCACGCAAGGAAUAGGAACCCAUCUAAAGGCGCGGCACAGAAACUGUUGCAAGGAGGCACUCAGCCGGACGCCUGGCAGAUGUAGCCAGCCGACACCGCCCGAAACAGCCCAAGUUUGGCGAUUGGAAGACUCGGCACGCGUUACCAAUAGAACACGCAGGGCAUUGGGAGAUUCGCUUUUCACCCCGUCUAAGUGAAGCUCGGAGGCUCCACCCCAAAUGUAGAGGAUGUGGAGGCAGAAGAGGAUGUGGGGAUGACGGUUUGUGCCGGAGAUGGUAAUGUGGAAGUUGUUGGUCUUUGUGAUAGGGGACUUAAUGCUGAUCAGUAUGAAGUCCGUCUUUUUGGGGUACAUCUUAAGGCUUUUUGACUGAAACCAGUUUUAAAGGCGUUGAAUACACUUUUCGACACGUGCUUUCAGAUUGGACAGGCCGAAGACAUCGCGGGGUAGCGGAGUCAAGGAGUUGGGUGUCAUCGGCGUCGGUUUGUAGGCGGUCGUAGAGUAGGAAGCUGGAUAGGUCGUUGAUGAAGAUGAGGAACAUGACUGGGCCGGCAAGGGAUCCCUGGGCCACCCCGUUGGAAUAGAGACAAGCAAAUAAAGAAAUUUUUAUGUUAAAUUGUUAAAUGUUAAGGAAAGUUAGGGAUAUGAUAAACUCGAAAUAAGCACCAGAAACUAUCCCAUACAGCAAGCACUAGAGUAGCAAAACAGGUUGCUUUUGACCUUAGUGUGACCUUUAUACCUGACCUUAGGU
Messenger RNA from Pollicipes pollicipes, 2895 nucleotides. Its product is annotated as methyl farnesoate epoxidase. Gene Ontology annotation, molecular function: steroid hydroxylase activity; iron ion binding; heme binding. The transcript has 2 exons. Gene Ontology annotation, cellular component: cytoplasm; intracellular membrane-bounded organelle. Gene Ontology annotation, biological process: xenobiotic metabolic process. The record is from RefSeq and is a predicted model, not a curated record. Lineage: Eukaryota; Metazoa; Arthropoda; Thecostraca; Pollicipedomorpha; Pollicipedidae. The coding region runs from base 85 to 1551 and encodes 488 amino acids.